This is a messenger RNA of Racocetra persica, 1911 nucleotides long. Lineage: Eukaryota; Fungi; Glomeromycota; Glomeromycetes; Diversisporales; Gigasporaceae. The record is from the annotation of a GenBank genome assembly.
AUGGCAUCAAAUCAAGGUGGAUAUACACCAAGAGGUGGUAAUCAUCAAACCUUCAACCAAAAUUUAUACUAUCAACCUCCAUUGCCUCCAAAAGCACCUAUAAAUAAUUAUGAAGAAAGUAUUGAGAAACAAAUUGAGGAACAAACCGAAACUACAAUUACAAAGAAUAUUGAAUUAACAAGAGGGAAUUUGGUGAUAGAUUGUCCUGUACCUGUUCGUGAAUUGUUUUCAGGUGUUCCUUACGAUGAUAAACCAGAAUUUACAAGUAUAAGGUAUACCGCCUGCACGUGUGAUCCAGAUAAUUUCAAGGACAGAGGAUACACGCUUCGUCAACCUCCAGGACAGAUAAAACUAUUUAUUGCAAUAACCAUGUAUAACGAAAAUGAAAUUCUAUUAUCUCGCACUCUUUAUGGAAUCACAAAAAAUAUUAAUUAUAUUUGUUCUAAACGGAAUAAGGAAAACAAAUGGAAAGAGGUUGUAGUGUGCAUAAUUGCUGAUGGUCGUAGGAAUGUCAGUCAACGUGUUUUAGCUUAUCUAGCAGUCCUUGGUGUUUAUCAAGAUGGCAUUAUGCAAACUAGUGUAAAUGAUAAAGCCGUUAGCGCACAUAUAUUUGAGUAUACGACUCAGAUUGCAAUUGAUCCUUCUAUGAACAUAAAAACUGCAAAUGAUGGAAUCGUACCUGUUCAAAUCCUCUUUUGUCUUAAGGAAAAAAAUAAGAAAAAAAUCAAUUCUCAUCGUUGGUUCUUUAAUGCCUUUGGUUCAGUUCUCGAACCUGAAAUAUGUGUUCUGGUUGAUGUCGGUACUAAACCAGGAGAUAGAUCUAUUUAUUAUUUGUGGAGAGCAUUCCAUAAUCCCUCUGUUGCGGGCGUUUGCGGGGAAAUAGUCGCUACGAAAGGCAAAGGAUGCGUUAAAUUAUUAAACCCAAUCGUGGGUGCCCAAAAUUUUGAAUAUAAAAUGUCUAAUAUUUUGGAUAAACCAUUUGAGUCUGUAUUUGGUUAUGUUACCGUUUUACCCGGUGCUUUCUCCGCUUAUAGAUAUGUUGCCCUUCAAAAUACUAAAAGUGGUGAAGGACAACGUGAAGAAGGACCUCUUGCAUCUUAUUUCAAGUUUGAAAAAGAUAAUGAAAACGAAAAUGCUCCUGUUGAAAGUAUUCUCACUGCUAAUAUGUAUCUUGCUGAAGAUCGUAUUCUUUGUUUUGAAUUGGUUACAAAACGUCAAUGUUCCUGGCUUUUGCGCUACAUAAAGUAUUCUCAGGCUGAAACGGACAUACCUGAAGAUCUACCCGAAUUAAUCAGCCAACGAAGGCGUUGGUUAAAUGGAACUUUCUUUGCUAUUAUUGCUAUUCAAGAAAAUAAACCUGAUGGUUUUAGUUUAUACGCUUUAGUUGAGAAGUUCAAAUUUGCUAGUGUUAUCAUUUCUUUAAUUGCCACAUAUGGCAUAUAUGUAAUUUCAAGUAUUAUGAUGCUUGAUCCUUGGCAUAUGUUGACUUGUAUUAUACAAUAUACUUUGUUAAUACCAUUUUACAUUAAUAUUUUAAAUGUUUAUGCUUUCUGCAAUAUUCACGAUGUCAGUUGGGGAACUAAAGGUCCUGCAGUUCGCGCAAAUAAUGCCAUUUUCGUGCAAGAUGAAACUGGAAUUAUUAAAGCACAAGUUACAGUUCCUGAUGAGAAUAUUGUUAGACGAACACAUCAUGAAGCUUAUAAAGAAAUACGUAGAAAAGAGAAUGAGGUAAAGCGAAAGAGCAGAAAAGACAAACAAGAAGAUUCUCAAAAAGCUUUUCGAACAUUGGUUUUGUUUUUAUGGAUUUUUACCAAUGCUUUAUUAAUAAUUGCUAUCAGAGGUGAUAUUUUGGAGCUAAUUAUGCAUAGAGAAACACCUUAUGAAGAAAUACUUCAUGAAGGGACACAUGAA